Molecule: messenger RNA, 459 nt
Organism: Anisakis simplex (herring worm)
Lineage: Eukaryota; Metazoa; Nematoda; Chromadorea; Rhabditida; Anisakidae
Source: the annotation of a GenBank genome assembly
AUGUGGUUGUUGAAGGCUGCCAAAGAUUGUAAAUCGCUGUUGAAGAAACACUUAACCGAAGAGGUCGUUAAUGAGCUGAAGCAGAAAAAAACGAAGUUGGGUGCAACACUUAUGGAUGUCAUUCAAUCUGGUGUUGAAAAUCUUGAUUCGGGAAUUGGGGUGUACGCACCGGACGCAGAAUCGUAUACGCUCUUUGCACCACUUUUCAAUCCUUUAAUCGAGGAGUAUCAUAAUGGAUUUGGCCCGAGCGACAAACAACCUGUUGUUGAUCUCGGUGAAGGUAAAACUGCUCAACUAGUGGAUCUCGAUCCUGAGGGUAAAUAUAUCAAGUCGACAAGAAUUCGAUGCGGACGAUCUAUACAAGGAUAUCCAUUCAAUCCAUGUCUUACUGAGGCGAACUACAAAGAAAUGGAAAAUCAAGUUAUUAUCACUAUUACCUCAUUUCUUCAGCAUAUUUGA